UAACCUUAACUCAUGGCAGAUCGCGGUGGAUUCGGCACUGGUUUCGGCGGCAAAGGCAAGGGAAAGGGCAAGGGCAAGGGAAAGGGAGGAAAGGGCAAGGGCCGCAAGGGGAAGGGAGGCGAGAAGGAGUGGGUCCCCUACACCAAGCUCGGCCGCUUAGUAAAGGAGAAUAAGAUCACUUCCAUUGAGGAGGUCUAUCUCCAUUCCCUUCCCAUUAAGGAGUAUCAGAUCGUCGAUCAACUCUUCGCUCCUGGUGUCCUCAAGGAGGAGGUUAUGAAGAUCAUGCCCGUUCAGAAGCAGACUACUGCCGGCCAGCGUACCCGCUUCAAGGCUUUCGUCGCCAUCGGUGAUGAGAACGGUCAUGUUGGUCUCGGUGUAAAGGCCGCUAAGGAGGUCGCCACUGCUAUCCGUGGUGCCAUCAUGGCUGCUAAGCUCUCCCUUAUCCCUGUCCGUCGUGGCUACUGGGGUAACAAGCUCGGCGAGCCCCAUACCGUCCCUAUGAAGGUCACUGGCAAGUGCGGUUCCGUUGCUGUCCGUCUUAUCCCUGCUCCUCGUGGUACUCAUAUUGUCGGUGCCCCCGCUUCUAAGAAGCUCAUCGCCUUUGCCGGUAUUAAGGAUUGCUUCACCUGCAGUACUGGUCAUACCAGGACUAAGGGUAACUUUCUUAAGGCUACCUUCAACGCUCUCCAGGCUACUUACGGUUAUCUCACUCCUGAUCUCUGGAUGGAGCAGUUACCCGCCCAGAGCCCUAUGCAGCAGUGGUCUGACUUCCUCGCCUCUAGCAAGGGUAUCAAGAUGCAGUAAGUGUGUCUGUUGGAGUUGAUGAUGAUGAUCAUCGACAAGCAUUCGCAUUUGUAUCUUAUUAUUCCGCCCGAACAUGUCCUUCUGACAAUGUUUAAGUUAGAUGGCUCAAGUAUUAUAAUUGCAUAACUACCACUCGAUGAUGGCCAACGGUGGCCGCCGCCACCUGCAGUUGAGGCUGAGUUGAAGGUUUCG
This is a messenger RNA of Perkinsus marinus ATCC 50983, 996 nucleotides long. RefSeq names its product 40S ribosomal protein S2, putative. Gene Ontology annotation, biological process: translation. The record is from RefSeq and is a predicted model, not a curated record. The coding region runs from base 13 to 804 and encodes 263 amino acids. Gene Ontology annotation, cellular component: ribosome; cytosolic small ribosomal subunit. Gene Ontology annotation, molecular function: RNA binding; structural constituent of ribosome. The transcript has 3 exons. Lineage: Eukaryota; Perkinsozoa; Perkinsida; Perkinsidae.